ACUGUUGGACGGCUAAUCGUAAAUAUAAGUCUCCUAAUGCAAGGAUUAGAAGAUCGUUUGAUUUAGCAUUUCUACGGAAUGAAAACUUCUCGCGAAAAUAGGCUAGGAACAUGCUUAUAAAUUGAUACCAGAUCUAAUUUAUGAUGUCACCUAACCUAUUCUCCUGUCAGACACCUGCGUCUAUCACUAGUUUACUGGGAUAUUAGACAGAGGAACGCAAAUAUGGUGUGUGGAGGUGACUAAUGUGAUAUACCCGACUUCUGUAAGCCUACUACAAGGAAAAGCCAUCUUGAGAAGUACAGAUCACACAAGGCAUGCUACUUUGAAGUGAAAAACAAUGUCGCUAGAACGUUUGUCUGACAGUUCUAAAAUCGAUAGGUCUAAAUUGCCUCUGACCCGAAGAAAGUGCUCGUUGACCUGCGAAAAUGAAGAUGUGUUGUUAUCGAAAGGACCGACUCCUGAUUCGGGAUGUUUUGAUGGCGUUGAUGACUUAGAUACUGAAUGUUUAGAUAAAACUGGUCCCGAAUUGGAAACUUUACAAUCCGAUGAGCAAAUGAGACACAUCGCCAAAGCAAUUGAGGCAAUAUCCUUAGAAAGCAUCACAAGUGGGAUAUCUUCGGGGUCGUGUGCGUCCGAAGACAGACUUGAUCUUUUAAGGUGUGUUUCAUCCAUAUCCAAUUUAUGCUCACGACCCCCAGCGGACACCUCAUGCCAUAGCAAGAGGAGAGCGAGGUCUUCCUUGAACAGAAAAUCAGAGGAAAGUAAUGAAUUGUUUAACAAGAAGAAAUGUAGUUUUACGUGUGAUUUGCUUCCUGGAUUGAGAAAUUUUCGCGAUCAGCAUAGGCGUAAGUCAAUGACUGCUGUUUCAAUUGAAGAUGAAACAAAGUGUGAUGAUUCAUUUAAAAAUGUGAGUAAUUCUUGUAACGCAAAGUAUAGUCUAUCACGACAGCAAAGUGUAACAACGACGAAUGAAGAUAACGAUGGCUUAAAAAAAUGUUCUUCGAACAAAGAAUUACGAAGAACAGAUUCCAAGUAUGACCCUACCCUUGAGAAGUCUAAGACUUUUCUUCACGGGCAAGGUAAAACGUUCAGCAGGGCCAACGAAUAUCUAACGCCUGCUCGACCAGGGUUACAAAAGCUUCAAGUGAGUUACACACAAACUAAUACCGAGAACAAUUACAGGAAAAUAUUUUUCGACUUAGUCAAGACAGCACACAGACAAAACAUUAUUGUAUCAGAAACAGUUAGGAAUCUGGAGCGUAGGCUGUUCUUCAGAAGGAGUGACCCGCACCGAGCAACUUCCUACUUCGAAAACAAGGGUCUACGUGAUCCCUCUAGGCAUUACAGGAAGAAAAUGGCAAGAACAACUGCGGAUAAAAUCAAUGAGAGGAAAGAGAAAAUUAAACAGACUUCAGAUGAGAUUAAGAUAGGUUACAUUCCAAGGGAACAGACGAUUGUACUACCUGGUCCGGAAGACAUAGAUAAGUUACGAAAUGAUUGUAGAUAUUUAAGAGUUCAUCCGAAAUUGACAGAUACAUGAUAUGAAGUAUUUGAGGACCAGAAUUUUAUCUGGUUGAAGUAUCAAAGUCUGCUUGUCGAUAUAUUGAUACAAUAUUUGAUGCAUUAUUCAAAUUCUUACGCUUAUUAGUGUUUAAUACAUAUUGUUCUUCCCAAUUUAUAAUUAAUAUAACUUCACAAACUCUUCAUUUUAAACGUGUUUGCAUGAUGAGGUAUCUAUAUUAAAUUCCCUUUAUGGAAUACUAUUAUGACUUACCAUUGUUAUCGGAUAAUGAAUAAUUUGUAAUUAAAUGUUAACAAUAACCAUAUUCAUACAUGUACAACGGGUUGGUCGCUUUUUGUAUUAUAAGAACACUUCAUUUAGAUGCGGGGGUGAUAUUCUAUAUAACUGAAGAAUCACGGGAUUACGUAUGAAACCAAUUUUACAGUAUGUUAAGUUUUCACAAGCGUGAAAAAAUAAUACACUACACAAUUUAAUCAUUACAUGUGUCAAAAAUAAGAUCAAGUUUAAACUUACUAUGGGCGUUAUAUGUUACAGAUUCUAUUGAUAUAUACAUCUGUUAAAAGUCUGUCGAUAUGAGAGGUAAAUCUAUACUUUUCUUCACAGUCUCUUUAUGAUCCUAGGCGUCCGUCCAUGUAUGAUUACGAUCAUGUGAUAACGUGUUGCGUUUACAUAGUUAUGAAACCCAUUCGGCGAAAGACUCCAUACUGAGUUGAAUGACAAAAUUUAUUUUCGAAAUUGAUACUGUCUCUCAUAUAUAACAAUGUAUUAUCGUUCACACGAAUGAUAUAUCUUGCUUAAGAAUCUAAGUUUAUUUAUAUUCCGUUUAAAAUUUAUGAACUGAUCAGAGAUGUAAACUUCGUAUCAGAGUUUUAGCGACAUGAACCUAAUCAAACUUUGAACAAAGUGGUUCUGGAUAUGGCUGUAUUUACUCAAUCCAUUCACCUACUGAGACAUUAUCAGAAAACUGCGAGUAUUCCCAUGUAGUUUUACUAUUUGUGCUCUUGACCCUCUUGAAUAAUGCUUGAAUUGUUUCUCAAGAAAAGUACGUGAGUGAUUCGUCGGAAGGAAUCAACCACACAGGGGGCCGGUAUCUGGUAUGUGUGUUUGGUAUUGGGUGGCAUAUCGACCCCCACAAGGAUGUUUAUGAUAUCUUAUGUAUACCAAUCAGUAAUGGAGAAAUGCUUUGUGUAUCAUAAUAAUCUGAUUUACGACCAACUUUAAAUGGACAGUCUGUUACCUCACUUUUAUCCAGGUUAUAUGGAAAAAAUAAACAACUAAAAAACGUAGAUAUUAUUAAAUGUAUAUAGUUAAACACUGAAAUCUACGGGCAUUAUUGAUCAAAACCGUUUCGUUUUUUACCUCAACAGUAAACGUUAUCGUUACUCAAUAUUGUGUGUGCGCAUCAGUGUCAUAUCUCAUGUAAAUAAAAACCGCUAAAGAUACGAGAGAGGUCACCAAGCUAAAAACAAACCUAAAGCUUUAUUCGAUAUCAAACAAAAUUAAUAUGAUAUAUACAAUUGAUCUUUUAGGCAUCUUAGUAUUGUUUCCCCUCCAUUUGUCGCUUUCAAGCAUUGAACAAUUUAAAUGUAUCUUUUAAAGUGUAAAUAUUAAUUAUUUUUGUUGUGUUUAUAAUGGUUCAGCACCAAUCACAUCAUUCUUCCUCCAGCUGAAUUUCUACCAUAUCUAUUUUACACUUGUUUAAAAGGGUUCAAUAUCGAAUACAUUUUCCCUCCCAUGUGUUUAUCGAGGAAUGUAUGACUUGUAUGUAACAUUUAAGAACCCUGAUUAUAUCAAUAGAGAUAUAUGCAUGAAUAUAUGAUAUCAUUAUCAUUCAAUGGAACCAGUCAUUUUUUUAUGGCGAUGUCAAAAGUUUAUUAUGACAUUUUUUAUGUUUUGAAAAUGAUAUUGAAUACCUCUAAAUGUGCUGCAUGGUGAAGUCUGCUCGACUCAAUUAACAUCGAAGGAAAUAGAUAUUUUUAAAAUCAUUUUUAUUGUAACAUAAUUUCACAAUCAUAAAAUGGUAAUACAAAUCUAAUGUUCGUAGAGUACUUAAUCAACUUUUUUAUUACUUAUCACAGUGUUUUUUUAGUUUUUUUUUUCACGUAAUAGAACCACAAAGAUUUGCAGUUAAAAUGUUCUUGACGUAAAGUAUAACAAUACAAAUUACAGUUAAAAAGUACGUCAGAACCGAUUGGCAAGGAUGAACAUCAAAAUUGAUACGAAAACUGAAGGUGAACAAUAAAGACAAUACUAAACAUCUUACACAUGCGUUACAAAUCUUAUACAGAUAAUGUUCUCAACCCAGACUGAAAACAUUUUUUAUUGACAAUGAAAACGAGGCUGUAAAAACGAUGUUGUUCCUUUCAUACUUCAAAGUAAGAGAAAAAAUGAAGGCGUUGGUCAUUCUUAGAUGGUGGUUAUUCACGAAAAUAGCAUCGUUAUAAUUUGACUAUAUGAAUCUUAAGCCAUGAUGAUUUCACAUCAUCGUAUGGCAAAUAAAUCCAUACCCUGGUGAAAUAUUCGUUCUUCAAAUUCGACAGAAAUGCCAACCCGAACAAAUGAACUCGCGAACAAUACCACAUUUAAAUGUGUACACUCUCUUUUAGCAGAGUUGUGUGAAGUUUCGUGAUGGCUGUACUUUUCAGUUGGUUGUUGAAAUAUAAUUCACUGUACAUGUAAUACUUGUUUGAUUAUUCCAUAAAAACGUACCAGAUCAAUGAUAAAAACGAUUUGGAGGUAAUAUAAUGUCAUUCCUUUCAAAUUACAUGUAUCUGCUUCAAACACGGAAUACUAAAUUGUGGUUUGUUGCCACAUGCUGUCAUAUAUACCACGCAUCUUUACUUCAUAUUAUGUUUGACUUUCUUAUGUCAAACCAGUUCUAAAAUACCAAAUUAAUGGAAACUCAUUUUUAACAGAAGAAAGUCCAAUUUGUUUUAUAUCAGGAUAUUUGUUGUCUGUGUUAACGAUGAAGAUUAAUCAAGUUUCUUGUUGAAACAACAAAGAAUACUGACAUUUAAACGGAAUUCUAUUCUUGCCCAAAAUUGACAAGCGAGGACAAAAUAAACAGAAAAUAUAUAUUUGCAUGGAGCCAGUUCAAAACGGUCAAGGCGAACAAGACCAUGUGUUUUCUGUAAGGUAAGCGUCUUCUGCUUCAUCGUCGACACGCGCCAUGAAAAUCUAAGUUUAAAAUCCGAGAUAAGUAAUAUUCUUAUUAACGUCACUGCCAGAUUCAAAACUGAAGUUUUGAUCAAACAAUAUAACUUAUGAAUAAUUGUUUGGAAGAACAUGUUGGAAAACCAUAUAUUAAAAUGCUAUAUAAGAAGUAUGUAGGAGAAUCAUCUAUAUAAUCAUUUGAUAUACCAAGCGUUUGAGUAGAGAUCUAGAAAUGUACUUGGUCACUAAGAUUACUCGAGAGAAUGUGUCUUUAUAUGUAAAAUUAUUGCCAAAUAAGCUGUUGUCGCUAGCAGUAAACAUAUUUACUGAAACGAUAUUGUUUGAAUUUUUUUAGCCAGUUCAAUUCUAAUGAUUUGAUAUUCUCUGCCAGUAAUAUUAUAAUGCAGCCAACAUAGAUAUCAACUCCAUACAAUGACACCUCCUGAUAUUUCAACAAUGGCAUAUUUCAAAUGAUUUUGCUCAAUUUGCACAAGUAAUGUGUACAAGGACAUCUCUAUACAAUAUGUCAGGAAUAUUUGUCCAAAUUGAUUAAUUGGUGAAAUGGGAGUGAGUUACUACCGAGUCACCCGACCAUCCUUGUUUU
Messenger RNA from Pecten maximus, 5279 nucleotides. RefSeq lists its product as uncharacterized. Bases 338 to 1540 code for a protein of 400 amino acids. Lineage: Eukaryota; Metazoa; Mollusca; Bivalvia; Pectinida; Pectinidae. The record is from RefSeq and is a predicted model, not a curated record. The transcript has a single exon.